GGACGGCCCCGGGGCGAGCAUCAGAAAGAUCUCUGUUUGGAUGCAUUUUCUAGUACAGACUAUGAAAAGAAUGCAGUGAAAAUUCUGGCCAAUGGUGGAAACAUUGGCUUAAUCUCCAACUUAAUAUAGCAUUCCUUCUCUUCUGUAGCACCUCAUAAGAAAAGAAAAAUGUAUGGAAGUGCAAGAACAAUCACGAAUCUGGAAGGCAGCCCUUCCAGAUCGCCUCGUUUGCCACGGUCUCCUCGUCUGGGCCACCGAAGAACAAGUAGUGGGGGAGGUGGAGGAACAGGCAAGACUCUGUCCAUGGAGAAUAUCCAGUCCCUUAAUGCAGCCUAUGCUACAUCUGGACCCAUGUAUCUGAGUGAUCAUGAGGGGGUGGCCUCAACAACUUACCCAAAGGGCACUAUGACUCUGGGAAGGGCCACAAAUCGAGCUGUAUAUGGAGGCCGAGUCACAGCUAUGGGGAGUAGUCCCAAUAUUGCCUCUGCUGGACUUUCCCACACGGACGUCCUUUCAUACACGGAUCAACAUGGUGGUCUGACCAGCUCAUCCCAUCAUCACCACCACCAGGUCCCUUCCAUGUUGAGGCAGGUAAGAGAUAGCACCAUGUUAGACCUUCAAGCCCAGCUCAAGGAACUUCAGAGAGAGAAUGACCUCCUACGAAAAGAGCUCGACAUCAAGGAUAGCAAGUUGGGAUCUUCCAUGAACAGUAUCAAGACCUUCUGGAGUCCUGAGCUCAAGAAGGAGAGAGUCUUGAGGAAAGAAGAGGCAGCUCGGAUGUCUGUCCUCAAGGAGCAGAUGAGGGUUUCCCAUGAAGAAAAUCAGCACCUUCAGUUGACAAUCCAGGCCCUUCAAGAUGAGCUGCGAACCCAGAGAGACCUCAACCACCUCCUGCAGCAAGAGAGUGGCAACCGAGGAGCAGAGCACUUCACCAUCGAACUGACGGAGGAGAACUUCCGGCGGCUCCAAGCUGAGCAUGACAGACAGGCUAAGGAGCUGUUCCUAUUGAGGAAGACCUUGGAGGAAAUGGAGCUGAGAAUCGAAACGCAGAAACAGACCCUCAAUGCCCGAGACGAGUCUAUUAAAAAGCUUCUUGAGAUGUUGCAGAGUAAAGGUUUGCCGUCCAAAAGUCUUGAGGAUGACAAUGAACGGACACGUCGGAUGGCAGAGGCUGAGUCUCAAGUCAGCCACUUAGAAGUGAUUUUAGACCAGAAAGAGAAGGAAAACAUACAUCUUAGAGAGGAAUUACACCGAAGAAGCCAACUUCAGCCGGAGCCAGCCAAGACGAAGGCUCUCCAGACUGUCAUUGAAAUGAAGGACACAAAAAUCGCUUCAUUGGAGCGAAACAUAAGGGAUCUUGAGGAUGAGAUCCAGAUGUUAAAAGCCAAUGGUGUGUUGAACACUGAGGACCGUGAAGAAGAGAUAAAACAAAUAGAGGUUUACAAAAGUCACUCCAAGUUCAUGAAAACCAAGAUUGAUCAGCUGAAGCAGGAGCUUUCAAAGAAAGAGUCAGAACUUCUUGCCUUACAAACAAAGCUUGAAACUCUUAGCAAUCAGAAUUCAGAUUGCAAGCAACACAUUGAAGUGCUUAAAGAGUCACUUACUGCCAAAGAACAGAGAGCUGCAAUUCUUCAAACUGAGGUGGAUGCACUGAGAUUACGGCUAGAAGAGAAAGAAUCUUUUCUCAAUAAAAAAACGAAACAGCUGCAGGACCUCACAGAAGAGAAGGGGACACUGGCUGGAGAGAUUCGAGACAUGAAGGAUAUGUUAGAAGUGAAGGAGAGGAAAAUCAAUGUUCUUCAGAAAAAGAUUGAGAAUUUACAAGAACAACUUAGGGAUAAAGACAAGCAACUGACCAAUCUGAAAGACAGAGUGAAGUCCUUGCAGACUGAUUCCAGUAACACAGACACUGCGCUGGCGACUCUCGAGGAGGCUUUGUCAGAGAAGGAAAGAAUAAUUGAGCGUUUGAAAGAACAAAGGGAGAGAGAUGAUCGGGAAAGACUAGAAGAGAUAGAAUCAUUCCGAAAAGAAAACAAAGACCUGAAAGAGAAGGUCAAUGCUUUACAAGCUGAACUGACUGAAAAAGAGUCUAGCUUAAUUGACCUCAAGGAACAUGCAUCUUCAUUAGCCUCAGCAGGGCUGAAAAGGGACUCCAAAUUAAAAUCUCUAGAAAUAGCCAUUGAACAAAAGAAAGAAGAAUGUAGCAAAUUGGAAGCACAGUUAAAAAAGGCUCAUAAUAUUGAAGAUGACUCCAGGAUGAACCCAGAAUUUGCAGACCGAAUAAAACAGCUUGACAAGGAGGCGUCUUACUACCGUGAUGAGUGUGGCAAGGCCCAAGCAGAAGUUGACCGGUUGCUGGAGAUCCUCAAGGAGGUGGAGAAUGAAAAGAAUGACAAGGACAAGAAAAUUGCAGAACUUGAGAGGCAUAUGAAGGAUCAAAACAAGAAGGUGGCCAACCUGAAGCACAAUCAACAGUUGGAAAAAAAGAAGAAUGCCCAGUUACUGGAAGAAGUCCGCAGGCGAGAGGAUAGCAUGGCUGACAACUCUCAGCAUUUGCAGAUAGAAGAACUGAUGAAUGCGCUAGAGAAGACCAGGCAGGAACUGGACGCCACCAAGGCUCGCCUUGCCGCCACGCAGCAGUCCCUGGCCGAAAAAGAGGCACACUUGGCCAACCUCCGGAUAGAGAGGAGGAAACAGCUGGAGGAGAUCCUGGAGAUGAAACAGGAAGCACUUCUUGCGGCAAUCAGUGAAAAAGAUGCGAACAUUGCCUUGCUGGAACUGUCUGCCUCCAAAAAGAAAAAGACACAAGAAGAAGUCAUGGCCCUCAAGCGGGAAAAAGAUCGACUAGUGCAUCAGUUAAAGCAGCAGACCCAGAACAGGAUGAAGCUGAUGGCGGACAGCUAUGAGGAGGACCACCACCACUUCCACCACCACCACCACCACCACCACCACCGCUCUCCCGGGAGGUCGCAGCACUCCAAUCACAGGCCCUCUCCUGACCAGGAUGACGAGGAGGGCAUAUGGGCAUAGCCGGGCCUGUAAACCAAAGUUCCAGUUUUGUUUUGAGGGCUAUCAGAAGGGCUGACUAAAGGGCACGCGCAGCUCUGCAGCAAUAUUCUGAUAAUCUAUUGC
Dama dama (fallow deer) is the source of this 3132-nucleotide messenger RNA. RefSeq names its product ELKS/RAB6-interacting/CAST family member 2 (gene ERC2). The record is from RefSeq and is a predicted model, not a curated record. Gene Ontology annotation, molecular function: structural constituent of presynaptic active zone. The coding region runs from base 169 to 3030 and encodes 953 amino acids. Gene Ontology annotation, biological process: maintenance of presynaptic active zone structure; neuromuscular synaptic transmission; regulation of synaptic plasticity. Lineage: Eukaryota; Metazoa; Chordata; Mammalia; Artiodactyla; Cervidae. Gene Ontology annotation, cellular component: cytoskeleton of presynaptic active zone. The transcript has 17 exons.